Hyaloperonospora brassicae is the source of this 597-nucleotide messenger RNA. The record is from the annotation of a GenBank genome assembly. Lineage: Eukaryota; Oomycota; Peronosporomycetes; Peronosporales; Peronosporaceae.
AUGGCAUCGACUGUCGACGUAGCAUCCUCCUGCACUUCUGCAGAGACAGAGGAGGCUGGCAAGACGAUGGUGGCGCUGGGUGGUACCCAGAACAUGGCGUGGGCGUCAGACACGUCCAAGUUUGGCUUCAAGAUGCUGGUCAAGAUGGGCUGGUCGGCCGGCAAAGGCGUGGGCAAGGAGUUGCAGGGUCAGGCGUCACACGUGAAGAUCUUGCGACGCUCGGAGAAUUUGGGUGUGGGCUGCAGCCUCAAGCAGGCCGAAAUGAAGGGCUGGUCGGAGACAGUCGAGGGCUUUGCGGGUGUGCUGAAGACGCUCAACGAGUCGUACAGUAACAAGCCCAACUUGGACGGCGACAGCUCUGACGGAAGUUCGAGCAGCAAGAAAAAGAAGAAGGACAAGAAGAGGAAGCACAAUGACAAGAAGAAGGACAAAAAGAGCAAGAAGAGCAAGAAGGCGGGCACGGAAAAGACGUCAGUCUCUCGGAAGCUGCACUAUCGGAAGCGCCUGACAAACAAAAAUGCCAAGAACUACGGAGUAGCUGACAUGGCAGCUAUCUUGGGCGUUGCUGCUUCAGCCUACAAGUCAAGCGCAGAGUAG